This is a messenger RNA of Suillus bovinus, 1571 nucleotides long. RefSeq lists its product as uncharacterized. The transcript has 3 exons. Gene Ontology annotation, molecular function: protein binding. Lineage: Eukaryota; Fungi; Basidiomycota; Agaricomycetes; Boletales; Suillaceae. The record is from RefSeq and is a predicted model, not a curated record. The coding region runs from base 387 to 1325 and encodes 312 amino acids.
UAGCGUAUCCAUUAUUAAGUGAUACUAGCCUGAGGUCACCCCAUUUGCGAUCAUGUCGGAUGACAGCCCAAGUAAGCACAUGGUUACUUUCCAUACAUGUCUCAAGUUACUACAACUGUUGGGCUAUUGACGAUUUGACGGUUGUCUCGGCGAUGCAACCUUAGGUUCACAUGCGCAGGUAUUGAUCAUCGAGUCAAAAUUGCAACCCGGUAUCCUCAAAUAACUACAGCUACGAUUUCAGCGCUCAUGUCACCUGGUACCUCCUUCCUUAAUGAUAAAUGCGGCUUCCCAUUGUCAAACUUGGGUCACUGAUACAUAGAAAGACUCCGAACGCCUUAUGAUCCAGGGAUUUCUUCUUCUCCUCGAAACCCGCAGCACCUGCUACGAUGCUGGCCUCAUGUUCGCGACCACAACGGCAGCCCCUCCGAGUGUUGAUAGACUCCUCGCUUCCUCUGGCUCACUGUUCGACCUCCCCUGAUCCCCCUUCUCCUUCAUCCGAUUCCAGUUUAAUGACAUCAGGUCCAACGCCAAGCACAGGCGACCCAGAAUGGUUCAUCUGCAACGUCAUAUGUAUGUUUGACUUCGAGUCAGACGAUCCAGAUCAUCUCUCGUUCACCCGCAAUGAGAUUCUCACCGUUGUGAAGAUGGAGGAAUCAGGAUGGUGGGCUGCCAUGCGUCCCGAGGGGGACCGUCUCGGGUGGAUUCCAAGCUCUUUCGUAGAGCGUCUCACAGAAAUAGCUGUAGAAGAACCAUAUAAGGAGGAUCUUCACACCUGGAUCCAUAACUUUGACCAUGAAGAAAACGAUGCGAGAAAUUCCGAAUCAGUCUCUGAUUCGGAAUGCAUACAACUUGUGGACAUAUGGAAUUCUGUGUCAGAUGUGGCGAAGCCUCUGUCACCACCCAGUGACCAGUUGUGUCGUGAGGAUUCAAGAAGCAGCAAUCAAAUCUAUGGCUCUUUCUUCAGCUUGUCUGAUGGUGAACCGUCACCACACGGUUUAACCUGUCUUUCCCCUUCCCCUGUGCACGGCAUGUUACAACCCUCGGUCACUCCGCCCAGUCCAGUGUCCGACGUUCCUCUUAAACCACUCGGAAAACUCGACGACCUACAAUGGUCAUGCUUUGGUAUUGAUUCAGGGCGCUCUCUUCCGUUAUCGCCUUAUCCCCGCCGCCCCCGCCGUCUAGCGGUGCUCGUUAAUGACCACGAAUCCUUGUCGCGCCUUUCUGCUAUGAUCGACAGGGAACAUUCACCUGGUUUCUAUGCCCUUGACAGUCCACAUAUGAAAGAGACGUUUGACGAAUUCAACAAGAGGUAUACAGGAAGUUAAAUAUCUAUAUUCCAAAUACCCCUACCUUCCCUAUCACUGUUGUAUUCAGAGCUAGGUCUUGAGUUGCUUGUAUUUUUUCGCCUGGUCCAUACUUGUAGCAUACCAUAUUUUCCGCAUAGAGCACAGGCUGCAUCCAUAGACUGGCUUAUAACAGAAUCAUCAUAAGAUCAUAUCCCCACCUUCUGGCUUGAUAUGAAUAUGUAUCUAUCACAGAAAGUUAAGGAUUGAAGUAGGUCAUGAUUACGG